AUGAACAGCUUGGACUCCCUGACGGCGUGCAAGGCCGGCAUGCCAUGCGUUGUGGUAGACUACGAAAUCGCACAGAAAAUUGCAUCUUACUGGGAGAACACAGAGAAUCCCAUUGUGAAGGUCUCACCUACCAUGAUUGUUGUCGGAGACGGGGUGCUAUCACCGAGGGUUGCUUCAUUCUCCUCCAGAGGUCCGAGCCCCCUAUAUCCAGGCAUACUCAAGCCCGACAUAACCGCGCCGGGUGUUAGCAUCUUAGCAACUGUUCGUGGCUCCUAUGUGUUAUUUUCUGGUACAUCCAUGGCAUGUCCACAUGUCUCUGCGGUGACCGCACUGCUUAAGUCGAUUCACCCUGAUUGGUCACCUGCUAUGAUCAAGUCUGCAAUUGUCACCACAGCGUCAGUGACCGAUGGUUUUGGUGCGCCGAUCGAAGCAGAGACGGUCCCGAGGAAGGUGGCUGAUCCUUUCGACUUUGGUGGUGGCCACAUAAACCCAGACAGAGCUAGUGACCCUGGCUUGGUUUACAAUGUGGAUGCAAGAGAGUACAACAAGUUUUUUAACUGUACCAUAGGAUUGUUACAUGGUUGCGAAUCCUACCAACUCAAUCUCAAUCUCCCGUCGAUCGCUAUUCCGGACCUCAAGGACCAUGUCACGGUUCAACGCACUAUCACAAAUGUGGGGGCGGUCGGAACAACUUAUCGUGCGGUGCUUGAAGCUCCAGCAUGGGUGGUCAUGUCCGUGGAGCCAUCAAUGGUCACAUUCGCCAAAGGUAGUAGCACAAGCAUGACAUUUAGGGUGUCGUUUACUACAAGGCGGAGAGUGCAAGGCGGGUUUACCUUUGGGAGCUUGACAUGGUCAGAUGGAAAUACCCACCCAGUUAGGAUUGCUGUCGCAGUAAGAACUGUGAUACAAGACUUUGUCACGGAUACAUCUUAA
Messenger RNA from Triticum turgidum subsp. durum (durum wheat), 933 nucleotides. The record is from the annotation of a GenBank genome assembly. Lineage: Eukaryota; Viridiplantae; Streptophyta; Magnoliopsida; Poales; Poaceae.